Colletotrichum aenigma is the source of this 6858-nucleotide messenger RNA. It is a transcript of the gene PKS2, whose product is annotated as Reducing polyketide synthase PKS2. Bases 1 to 6858 code for a protein of 2285 amino acids. NCBI's taxonomy places the organism in Eukaryota, Fungi, Ascomycota, Sordariomycetes, Glomerellales, Glomerellaceae. Gene Ontology annotation, biological process: fatty acid biosynthetic process; secondary metabolite biosynthetic process. The transcript has 5 exons. Gene Ontology annotation, molecular function: oxidoreductase activity; phosphopantetheine binding; fatty acid synthase activity. The record is from RefSeq and is a predicted model, not a curated record.
AUGGCGCCCGGCGUCCUGUCCUACUCCUCCUCCGGGACAUCGCCUUCGGCAAGUCCUGUAAUGAUGACCCCGAUCGAUCACUCCGACACCACUUCCGAUGGCUUCACGAGCCUCUCUGUUGGGCCCCUAGACGGCACCGGCCUUGGCAUCAACGGCCAGUCGACAAACGGCCACUCCAACGGUCACUCCAGCAGCAACGGCCACUCCAAUGGCGCCUCUUAUACCAACCCCGUUGGUGGCAGCGACGCCGGCCUGAAGCAGAUGCCCAUCGCCAUCGUCGGUAUGGCCUGCCGCAUGCCCGGCAGCGUCUCCAGCCCUGCCGAAUUCUGGGAGCUGUGCUCCCGUGCCAGAACCGGCUUCACGCCUGUGCCCAAGAAGCGCUUCAACCACGAGGCUUUCUACCACCCCAACCCGGGCAAGACUGGAGCUUACCAUGCCGAAGGUGGUAACUUCUUGGACGUUGACCUGGAGUCCUUCGACGCCCCGUUCUUCGGGCUGACAGAAAAGGAGGCCAUCUCAAUGGACCCUCAGCAGCGUCUGCUGCUCGAGUGCACGUUCGAGGCGCUCGAGAACGCCGGUGUUCCCAAGCACACAAUCGUUGGAAAGGACGUUGGUGUGUUCGUCGGUGGUUCCUUCGCAGAGUACGAGAGCCACCUGUUCCGGGAUAGCGACACGAUACCCAUGCACCAGGCCACAGGAUGUGCCCAUGCGAUGCAGUCCAACAGGCUUUCACAUUUUUUCGAUCUCAGGGGACCUAGUUUCACAGCAGACACUGCUUGCUCUGCGAGUUUGGUCGCCCUUCACUUGGCGUGCCAGAGUCUGCGCGCCGGCGAGUCCACCUCCGCCAUUGUUGGUGGCUGCCAUCUGAACAUGCUCCCUGAGUUUUGGAUUUCCUUCUCUUCGUGCAGAUUGCUCGCAGACUCAGGCCGCUCCAUUGCUUUUGACCAGCGUGGUACCGGUUUCGGUCGUGGCGAAGGCUGUGGUAUCAUCAUCCUCAAGCCUCUUGACCAGGCCAUCAGGGAUAAUGACUCCAUCCGCGCUGUCAUCCGCGGUACUGGCAUCAACCAGGAUGGAAAGACGCCAGGCAUUACGAUGCCCAGUGGCGCAGCACAGGAGAAACUCAUGAAGCAGGUCUACAGGAAUGCAGGCCUUGACCCUCAUGACACUGGUUACGUCGAGGCUCACGGUACGGGUACCAAGGUUGGUGACCCCAUCGAGGCCACCGCCCUUCACAACGUUUUUGGCAACAACAGAUCCGCCAAGGACCCUCUUUUCAUCGGCUCCGUGAAGUCCAACAUUGGUCAUUUGGAGGCCGCCUCCGGUAUCGCCGGAGUCAUCAAGGCUGCGAUGAUGCUCGAGAGAGGCUUCCUCCUGCCCAACCAUGACUUCAAGAAGCCCAACGAGAAGAUCCCUUGGAAGGAGUGGAACAUGAAGGUUCCCGCCACCCAGAGGCCGUGGCCCAAGAACAAGAAGUACAUCAGUGUUAACAAUUUCGGAUUCGGCGGUACGAACGCCCACGUUGUUCUUGAGAAGGCACCUUUCGUUGCCAAUCCCAGAGACAAGAUGCUGCCUCCUGUUGAGGCCAAGAAGGUCAAGGGCACCAAGAAGCUGUACGUCUUGUCCGCCAACGACAAGAACUCCGUUCAGGAAGUCAUGAAGAACCUCGUCGUCUACCUUGAGCAGAGACCCGAGAUCUUCCAGCACGAUCUGAUGGAGAACAUUGCUUACACUCUUGGCUCGCGUCGCUCCAUGCUUCCGUGGAGGGCCGCCAUCGCCGCCGACGACUCUUUCGACCUCAUUGAGACCCUCAACAGCGGCAAGGUCAUUCCCGGCAAGGAGGGUGAGCCGUUGAGAAUCGGCUUCAUCUUCACCGGUCAGGGUGCCCAAUGGUGGGGCAUGGGUCGUGAGCUCUACGGCCAGUUCCCCGUCUACGCUGCUGCCAUUGACAGAGCCGACGAGUGCCUGAAGAAGUUGGGCGCCGAGUGGUCUCUCAAGGCCGAGCUCAACAAGGACCAGGAGACCUCCAAGGUUUCUGACGCUCACAUUAGCCAGCCGGCUUGCAGUGCUGUCCAGCUCGCGUUGACGGAUCUGCUCCGUACCUGGGGUAUCCGCCCUGUGGCUGUUGCUGGUCACUCGAGUGGUGAAAUCGGCGCUGCCUACGCUGCCGGUAUCAUUGGCUUCGAUGCCGCCAUGGCUAUUGCCUACCACCGUGGUAGACUCAUUCCCAUUCUCAAGAAGAGACACCCCGAUCUCAAGGGUGCUAUGAUGGCCGUUGGCGGUACCAAGGAGGAGGUCCAGCCCAUGAUUGACGCUCUGAAGGAGCAGCAGGUCAGAAUUGCCUGCUACAACAGUCCUUCCAGCUUGACCAUCUCUGGUGACGUCGCCGCUCUAGGCGAGCUCGAGAAGAACCUCGAGGAGAAGCAGAUGUUCAACAGACGCCUGCAGGUCGAGACUGCCUACCACUCUCACCACAUGAACCUCGUUGCCAAGGAGUACCGCGAGUCCAUCUCCGAGCUUCCUCACCCCCGCACUACCGAGGUCCGCUUCCACUCCUCGCUCUACGGCCACCAGAUCGACGGCUUCGAGUGCCAGGCUCACUACUGGGUCAACAACUUGACCUGCGCCGUCCGCUUCUCUGAGGCUCUUGAGACCAUGCUCGAGCCCGUUGGUGACCACAAGCACGGUGUCAACAUGCUCAUCGAGCUGGGCCCCCACUCUGCUCUCCAGGGCCCCAUCAAGCAGAUCCUUAAGCACGUCGGCGACAGCGCCACGAAGAUCCCCUACGCUGCUCCUCUCAUCCGUAAGAAGGAUGCCGUCGAGUCUGCUAUGGAGGUGGCCAGCAGUGUCAUUCUCAAGGGUGCCAUCCUCAACAUGGACGCCAUCAACUUCCCUAAGCCCGGCAAGAAGCCGUCACUGUUGACCGAUCUGCCCCGCUACGCCUGGAACUACUCCAACAAGUACUGGCAGGAGUCGCGCAUGACGCAGAUGCACAAGUACCGCAAGUCGCCUCGCAACGACUUGAUCGGUCUUGAGGCUAUCUACUCCAGCGACCUGGAGCCCACCUGGAGAAAUAUUGUCCACCUGGACGAUCUCCCUUGGCUGCGUCACCACCAGAUUCAGGGCUUGACUGUCUUCCCCAUGGCUGGCUUCAUCGCCAUGGCCCUUGAGGCCUCCGCCCAGUGGGCUCAGCGCAAGGAGCUUUCCUUUGAGAAGUUCGAGCUGAGAGACAUUUCCGUCAUCAAGCCUCUGGCUCUCAACGACACUGACGUCGAGAUGACCAUCAACCUCCGCCCCCACCAGGAGACCAACCUCAGUGCCUCUGAGACCUGGAAGGAGUUCCGCAUCUGCUCUUGGAGCCACGGCAGUGGCUGGACUGAGCACUGCGUCGGUCUCAUUGCUCUCCACGGCACCGAGACCAACGAGGUCGACGGUGAGGAGCAGAAGCUUGCUGCUCUCCGCGGUGCCGAGGCCACCAUCAAGGCCAGCGAGGGCCCCGACGCUGUCGAUGUCAACGAGACUGAGAUGUACGAGCGCCUCACUGACCUUGGCGUUGGCUACGGACCCUCUUUCCAGGGUGUCAAGGCCUGCAAGGCUUCCAACAAGUUCUCCCACGGAAGCAUCUCAUCUGCUGAUAUCAUUGCGGACAUGCCCAACCACUACAUGACCAGUACUGUUCUCCACCCCACCUUCUUGGAGUCUCUCAUUGAGAUGUACUGGCCCAUCCUCGGUGCUGGUCGCACUGAGCUCAACACCGUCUACCUCCCCUCCUCCAUCGCGAGACUUUGCAUCGCCCGCGACAUCACUGCUCUCACUAAGGAGGCUGGCAGCUCUCUCAAGGCCUACGCCAAGGCCGACUUCUCCGCGACCGAGGCCCGUCCCACCAAGGUCUCCAUCUUCGCCACCAACGAGAAGAAGGACAUUGUCAUCGAGAUUGACGAGCUCACCGUGUCUCCCAUCAUUGAUGGCCAGACCGAUCUCGGCAACAACCCUGCCCGCGAGCUCUGCUACAAGCUCGAGUGGGAGAACAUUGGCGACCUCAAGUCCCUGUCCGGCAAGGGCAAGAAGAACGCCUCCAACGGAGUCAAGGUCGAUGCUCCUCUCCCCGAUGUUGACGUUGCCAUCAUCCACGGCGAGUCCAACUCCCAGCAGAUGUUGGCCAACGGUCUCGCCAUCGCUCUGGCAAGCUCCACCUCCAGACUCCCCGAGAUGGGUGCUCUGCACGAGGUCAACACCGAGGGCAAGCUUUGCGUCGUUCUUACCGAGAUCGAGCAGCCCUUCCUUGCCAACCCUACCAAGGAGCAGUUCGCUGAUAUCCGCAACAUGAUUGCCGGUGUUCAGGGCUGCCUCUGGGUUGUCCGCGGUGCCUACGACAAGGCUACUUCUCCCGAGUCUAACAUGAUUGUCGGUCUCAGCAGAACCGUCCGCUCCGAGUCUGUCCUACCCUUCGCCACCCUCGACUUGGACGCCAACAACGAGCUGGACGAGGAUGACGCUUCCGCCGUCAUCUACGAGAUCUUCAAGCUGGCCUUCAACACCAACGCUUCCUCCACCAGUGAGCUUGAGUUUAUGGAGCGUUCCGGCAAGUUCUUCACUCCCCGCAUCAUCCACGAUGAGGAGAUGAACGAGUUUGUCCACCGCGAGACCAACCCCAGCAUCGUCGAGCUCCAGCCCUUCGGCAAGGACGACCGCAACCUGAGAAUGGAGUUCUCCACUCCUGGUGCCAUCGAGACCGUCCACUUCGUCGAUGACAACCUCGUCAACCAGCCCCUCGGCGACGAGGAGGUCGAGUUCGAGGUCAAGGCCGUCGGCAUGAACGUUCGCGAUGUCAUGCUCGCUAAGGGACAGAUCCCUGACGCCGAUAAGCACGCCCUUGGUGUCGAGGCUGCCGGUAUCAUCACCCGUGUUGGUUCCGCUGUCAAGUCGCACAAGGUCGGUGACCGCAUCGCUGCCCUCACCAUCACCCAUGGUGCCUACGCCACCCGCACUCGUACCACGGCCGCCAGCAUUAUGCCCAUCCCUCCCAAGAUGUCCUUCGUCGACGCUGCCACCCUGCCCUUGGCCUACUGCACUGCCUACUACAGCUUGGUUGAGCAGGCUCGUCUCCGCGAGGGCCAGCGUGUGCUCGUCCACUCUGCCGGUGGCGGCAUUGGCCAGGCCUCCGUCUGCCUCUCCAAGAUGAUUGGUGCUGAGGUGUUCGUGACCGUCAGCUCCGCCGCCAAGAAGAAGCUCCUCAUGCAGCACUACAAUGUUCCUGAGGACCAUAUCUUCUACAGCCGCAACACCACCUGGAGAGCUGCUGUCCGUCGUGCGACCAACGAUGAGGGUGUCGAUGUUGUCCUCAACACCCUCCCGGGUGCUGAUGCCCUCAGGGAAUCUUGGGCUUGUCUCAGCCGCUUCGGUUACCUCGUCGAUGUUAGAAGGAAAGAUGGCUCUCGCGCCACCCGCCUCGACAUGGGCCAGACCGACAGCAACGCCUCUUUCUUGAGCGUCGACAUCUUCGGCCUUGCCGCCGAGAGGCCCAAGAUCAUGGAGAGACUCGUCAAGGAUGUUGCCAAGCUCCUUGCUGACGAUGAGCUUCGCCCCAUCGACCCUGCUACCGUCUUCCCUGUCUCCACCAUGGAGACUGCCUUCAAGACGCUGCAAACCUCCCAGGGUCCUGGCAAGUUGGUCGUCGUCCCCAGCGCCUCUGACGUCGUCAUGGCCACCCCCUCCAAGGGAAUGACGGACCUUCUGAAGGCUGAUGCUACCUACCUCCUCAUCGGUGGUACUGGUGGUCUCGGUCGCUCCAUGUCCAGAUGGAUGGUCGCCCACGGUGCUCGCAACCUUGUCCUCCUGUCCCGUUCCGGCUCUGCCACCGGCAAGGUCAAGGAGCUCAUUGACGAGGCUGCUGCUGAGGGUGCCCACAUCACCGUCCGCUCUUGCAACGUUGCCGACCGCGCCAGUGUUGAGGAGCUUUUCAACUCUGGUCUCAAGGGCCUGCCUCCUGUCCGCGGUGUCAUUCACGGUGCCAUGGUUCUUCGCGACGUUCUCUUCGAGAAGAUGACCUACAGUGACUACACCCAAGUAACAGAGUCCAAGGUUCAGGGUGCCUGGAACUUCCACCACGCCCUGCAAGACCGCUCUAUCCCCUUGGAUUUCUUCGUCGCCAUCUCCUCCGCCGCCGGUGCCGUCGGUAACAGAGGUCAAGCAGCCUACGCCGCCGCUAACUGCUUCCUCAACGCCUUCGUCCAGCACCGCCUCGCCAACGAUCUCCCCGCUGUCUCCCUCGACCUCACCGCCGUCUCCGACGCCGGCUACGUCGCCGACGGUGACGCCGAGCGCGCCGCUGAGAUCAUGAAGAACCUGGGCUCCGACACCAUCUGCGAGGCCGAGGUCCUUGCCCUCCUCGGUGCCUCCAUCUCUGGCAAGACCUCCGUCGCCAACCACCACAUCAUCACAGGUAUGCGCAUCACGCCCGCCGUCCAGCCUUUCUGGACGCCCGAUGCCAAGUUCAAGGGCAUGCGCCUCGCUGCUGAGGAGCUUGCAGCCCUCGAGGCUGGCUCCGGCGCUGUCUCACUCAACGCCGCGCUCAAGGCGUCUCGCAGCGAGACCGAGGCUAUGGAUGUCGUCUGCCGCGGCCUUGUCGAGAAGAUCGCCGCUGUGCUCAUGAUGGAGAUGGAAGAGCUCGACAUCACCCGCAGCUUGGCGCAUUACCCUCUCGACUCGCUUGUUGCCAUCGAGAUCCGUAACUUCAUUACUCGCGAGUUCGAGGCGAACAUGCAGGUCUUGGAGUUGCUGUCCAGUGGUAGCAUCCAGACACUGACCAAGGCUGUCUGCAAGAAGAGCAAACUCUGCGUCGGCUUUGACUGGAGCAGCUAG